Messenger RNA from Ostrinia nubilalis (European corn borer), 2746 nucleotides. RefSeq lists its product as uncharacterized. NCBI's taxonomy places the organism in Eukaryota, Metazoa, Arthropoda, Insecta, Lepidoptera, Crambidae. The record is from RefSeq and is a predicted model, not a curated record. Gene Ontology annotation, cellular component: transcription regulator complex; PcG protein complex; chromatin. The transcript has 6 exons. Gene Ontology annotation, molecular function: DNA-binding transcription factor activity, RNA polymerase II-specific; RNA polymerase II cis-regulatory region sequence-specific DNA binding. Gene Ontology annotation, biological process: regulation of transcription by RNA polymerase II. Bases 22 to 2283 code for a protein of 753 amino acids.
AUUUUUCAUCAUUAAAAAAUCAUGGCCGCCGCAUGGCUCGGUGACAGUAGAAAUGAGAAUAAAAAACAAAACAAUUUAAAUAUUUUUUUAAGUGAGGAAUUUAAUUUAAAUAAUGACAGUGCCUGCAAACAUAGUGAAGUUAACAAAAAGUUAGAAUCUUCUCAAACAAGCUGUAAUCGGGAUGAUGGUGAUAAAAUUGUGACUACAAGUCGUGAAUCCGACGUAGUAUUAGAUGUUGAAGAUGCGUUGGGAUUUCAGAAUGAACCAAUAUCAGACAUGGCAAAAAACGAUGAUAGUACAAAAAAUAUGGAAACCAGUAAGAGAAAGUCGGAGGACAACGGAGCAAGAUAUAAAUGUGAAUAUGAGGGUUGCGAACGCACUUACAGCACAGUUGGUAAUCUGCGAACACACAUGAAAACACAUAAAGGUGAAUAUAGGUUCAAAUGUCCAAUGCAAUCAUGCGACAAAGCAUUUCUCACAUCAUACAGUCUGAAAAUCCAUGUACGGGCCCACACAAAGGCGAAACCGUUUGCAUGUAACACUGGCAACUGCAGAAAAGCAUUCAAUACACUGUACAGACUCCGGGCGCACCAACGGUUACACAGCGGGGACACAUUCAACUGCAAAGCUGACGGCUGCACAAAGUUCUUCACUACCCUCAGCGACCUGAAGAAACACAUCCGAACGCACACACAAGAGAGGCCUUACAAAUGCAGGACCGAAGGUUGCGGCAAGUCGUUCACGGCGUCGCACCACCUCAAGGCACACGGCCGGACCCACCGCGCCGCACCCAAUGUCUUCGCUCAUGUUCGAAUACGACAGGAACCUGAAGCACCUACAGUGACCAUCAUUGAAACAUCUAAGCCCACAACCGACCCUAUGAACUGGGAAAGCCUCUUAGAAUCCUUCGGAAGAAUAACAACAGAAUCUAACUCGACGGAUGGAAGUCUCGAGGAUAUUACUGCAGUGAACCCCCUCACGAGUACCAGUGUAGAUAUAACGGAAUUGCUGUUCGAUAACGCGACUAACAUAUCUAAACCUAUCGACUACGACUUGAAUAUCGAUGUUGCCGUUUCGCCUUACGAUGUUGAAAAACCCAAAAAAGAUGCUUGGGUCGACGUUUGCGAUCUUCAGCCAAUCGGUUUGACUUCUAUCGAGGACCCUAUAAAAAUGGAUAUCAAACCGAAGGCAAUGCAAUUAGCUAUGGCGAAUGAGGUAGAAGUCCAAGCACCUUGGGUUGACGUCAGCGCCCUAGCAGCCUCAAUAUCGGAAACCCCAGUGAGUAUCAAAGAAAAAGCUCCAGAAAGCAUUUUCACUCUUGCAACCUUCGUCCCGACUCACAUGCAAAGUUACAUUGACCUCAAUUCGAAUAACGCACCCACAGCUAACAUUAUAUCUCAAGAUUCCUUCGAAUUGGACACGCCUAACAUACUGGACAUAGGCGAUAAAGUUUUCAACGACUCCGAACUAGUUACGAAUUUAGACGCUACUAAACUUGAAAGUGAUAUUGAUUCUUUUUUAAAAGAUCCUAUUGAUGAUAGAUCUCUGAAUACUCCGCCACCAUCAAAAGUGCAGCAAAACAUUGAAAUAAAUCCAGCUAACUCUGUUCUCUUCAACACAGAACUCGAUUUAGAAGAUACACUGUUAUUUGACAAUGAGCCUCCUUCAGACAUGUAUGUUGUGAGGACCGAGAAUAUUUUUGGGAAAGAAAUAGCUAAAAGGAAUGCAUUGGAACAAUUAGCAGCAGAUGCGGGCAUCUGUUCAUGUAAAGAUUGCAAAUGUGACCCCUCUGGCGGGGAAUGUAGAAACUGCAAUCCUGAAGAAGAGACCCCUAAAAAGGAUAAGUGCUGUACAGAAGAUAAAUGUUCAUGUGUUGACUGCAAGUGUGAUCACGCAGCUAUGAAGUGUGCAGUUGGCUGUGGUCGAGCUACGGACACAAAUCACAACACGUUUCUACACUAUCAUAGAAGACACAACAAUACUAAUUUGGAGGACUUGGGUGUUUUUACAUUACAUGAAUGUGAAGAGGAAUCGCCUUCUACAGAUAUCAUCGAUCACCUAAAAUGCUCUUGUCAUAUCAGUGAAGGACCGGAGACAUGCUGUAACUCUGGGUCCAAAAAUAGCACUUCAAAGGAGCAGGGUUCCUGUUGCAGCAAAACAGGAGGCUCAAAGUCCUGCUGUGUUACGAUAUGUUUUAAGAAAUUUGAUGCAUUUAAGCAGUUUUUGACCGAAAACGAUUUAUUGACUGCGUUGAAAUCGCAGAAUUUUUCUACUACUUUUUAAACGCUUGUAGUUGCUUUAGUUAUUGCAUUUAUAUAUGUAUUAAUUACGUACAAAUAAACUAUUUCUUACAUUGGCGUUACUAGUAGAUUGCAAAUAACAAUUUGUAGAUAUUAUAUUGAUGAAUUAUUUAUAUUUUUAGUUAAAAAUAUAUUAUUAUUGUAAAGAUUUUAAAAAAUAGCUUCUAGGAUAUUUUUACUAAAUUGUGCCAUAUUGUUAAUGAAUUGUGAUGAAUUUAUUGUUCAAUUACAACUAUUAUCAAGGAAUUGGUGCUACUGUUUAUAUUCACAAGCAAUGCCUUAAAUGUUGUUAAUUAAAUGUACUUAUGAUGUGCUUAAAUUGUACAAAGUGUUGAAUAAUUUUAUAAUGAGAUUUCUAUUUACUAGUUGUGAUGUAAUACACAAGCAAUAAUCACUAUUUUGUAAGAAUUCUAGUCCAUUUCACAAAUAAAAGCUUUAUUAAAAUG